Messenger RNA from Musca domestica (house fly), 4542 nucleotides. Its product is annotated as protein alan shepard. The coding region runs from base 1940 to 3223 and encodes 427 amino acids. Gene Ontology annotation, cellular component: nucleus; cytosol; ribonucleoprotein complex. Gene Ontology annotation, molecular function: mRNA 3'-UTR binding; poly(A) binding; poly(U) RNA binding. The record is from RefSeq and is a predicted model, not a curated record. The transcript is spliced from 11 exons. Lineage: Eukaryota; Metazoa; Arthropoda; Insecta; Diptera; Muscidae.
UGUCAUUCGUUUGUUUUGUAAUUUAAUUUUGCGGUAGUCAUUGAAUAUCGAGUGUGUGUUGUUUACUCAUAAGUUUAUAUUUAAACAAAGAAAUCAACAGGCCAGUGUAAAAAUAAAUUAAUAAAUUCUGUAAGAAUUUGAAAUAAAGUGAAAACAAAUAAAUUGGGAAAAAUUCUAAUUAGAGGCCGAUAAAAGAUAAUAACCGAGAAGAAGAAGACGAGACUCAAAACAAGAACAAAAAGAGGCAAAAACACCGGUUCAGCAGAGUAGGCAAAUGAAACAACAAAACAAAAAAAUAACAUAGACGACAAGCAUCACAUCCAUCAGUCGGACAGACAACCAGCCAGCCAGUUAGACAAAGUGCAAGCAAGUCUGAGCAAAUGCCGUCUGUAAAUGUAAAAUAGCAGCAAAGUGUAAUACAAAACAACAAAGAGGCCGGUCGUGUAACAAAGUGAAGAGAAAAGUGCAUUGCACCAAACAAAUAAACGGACGGACGGACAGAGACGUUCAGUUGAGAAACGUGCAAAACGUGGUGGUGUCAGUGCUGCUGUUGUUCUGCCUUUGUGUGAUUAUUUUACAUUCUUCGUCUGGUUCGCCUGGUGCGUGUUGUUAAAUGAUUCAUAAACAAAUUACAAUCGAACGAAAAACCAAUCAGAUUUGUUUCUUCUAUUUUUGCCAUUGAGUGCGGUUUGUGUUUUGUGGUGGCAUCGUUAAAUGCAAUUAAGCAGAUAUUCGCAGAGAAUUUGCAAUAAAUUUUUACAGUAUUAAAAUAAACAUCCGCCAAAUAGAAUAAACACAACAACAAAAAGUAAACAAAAAUAAAAGUGGUGGAUAUCGUGUUUUGGUUUGCCGACUCGUCUGUCUCUUUGUUUGUGUGUUUUGCUUUUGCAUAGAGAAGCUCCUGUGAUUCUCUGUGUGAGUGACAAUAACAUUUAAGAGAAUUUAAAUCGAAGAGAGUGUGUGGUGAAAUUUGAAGAGACGUGUUACAGUGUUUCGAUUGUGUUCUAAGGUGUUGGACAUCAGUCGAUUAGAUACACUUGUAAAUUUCCUUCAUCAUCUAUCCCUGUCUUCCAAGCGGCGCAAGUCGGUGAUUGUAAGAGUGCGUGUGUGUGUGUGUGCGACUGUUUGAUUGUGGCACAUCAUCUGAGCCCGCAUUCCCAAGGACACUAAGGACAACAAUGAACAUGCAGACGGUCCAGUAUUUGGGACCAGCACAACAGGCCACCCCACCGCCGCCAUUUCGUUACAAUGGACCUACGAUGCAACCGUAUGCUGCUCCGCAACAGCAUGUUGCAGCCACCCUGCCACAUGGCCAUCAGCCUCAUCAUCAGCAGCAGCAAUCACCUUGGUUUGUUAGCAGCAAUGCCAGUAAUGUUGGAGGUGCCGCCACUGUAGUUGGCGUUGGCCAUGAGAUUGCAGCUGCUGCUGUUGCUGGCGUCGGGAACGGAGGUGGUGUUGGUGUCUCAACAGCAACAACUGCUGGUUUUAUGCCAAAUACAAAUCCAAUUUACAGCACUACACCAAUUAAAGGAAAUCAGCAUUCAACGUUUACUAAUCAACGGGAUAUAAUAACAAUCAAAACCAAAACAACAACAGCAGGCAUCCAGCAACAGCAUUGCUAACGAAUCAACAAAAUUUCAGUCAACAACAACAACAACAAUCAUCAUUUACUACUGCAACUACAAAUCAGGUCUUGAAUACAAACAAUCCCAUAGUUACCGGUGCCACAAUAACAACAACAACUCCCUCGUCAGCAACUGGAGCAGCAGCAGCAGCAACAACUGGUCUGGGUCAAAAUUCGAUUAAGAAUAAGCAUUCAAUAACAACGCAUCAUCCCCAUUUACAACAGCAACAACAACAACACCACUAUCAACCGCAACAUCAUCAGCAUCCCAGCAACAACAACAACCAUCACAGCAACAACACAACAGCAGCAACGAUGGGUCCCACCACAUUGAAUGGCACACAGCCACCACCAGCUCAGCUCCAGCAAUAUCAGCAACAUCUACAACAGCCACAGGUAACGACUGAUACGCAACAACAGCAUCUGCAUCAUCCACACCAACAGCCGCAUCAGCAACAACCUCAACAACAGCAGCAGCAUCAACAACAACAACAGCAAUACCAACAAACCGGUUCAGAUCAGCUGUCGAAAACAAACGUCUACAUACGCGGCUUGCCCGAGGGAACGACUGAUAAAGAUUUAGUUAUUUUAUGUUCAGAGUAUGGUACUAUAGUUUCGGCCAAAGCUAUAUUUGAUAAGACAACAAAAAAAUGUAAAGGUUACGGCUUUGUAGAUUUCGAAUCACCGGCAUAUGCUGAGAAUGCCGUAAAAUCUCUUCAAGCUAAAGGCAUUAAAGCACAAAUGGCAAAAGUGGGUGUUUGGGUGCUCCUUAGGCCGGCCAUACAACAAGAACAGGAUCCAACAAAUUUGUACAUCACAAAUUUGCCGCCAUAUUUCAAAGAGACUGAUUUAGAGAAAAUGUUAUCGAAGUACGGACACGUGGUGUCGACCAAGAUUCUGUGUGAUGCCCAAUUGAAUUCUCGAGGUGUCGGCUUUGCACGCAUGGAAAAUCGCGAAAAAUGCGAACAAAUUAUACAAGUCUUGAAUGGUACUACAAUACCGGGUGCUAACGAUCCAUUGGUGGUUAAAUUCGCUGACAGCGGCUCAUCAGCCAAAAAGAAUCUAUUGAAAGCCCGUGAUCCCAACAAUCGUUCGCGUUUGGAUAUAUCAGCCGGAACAGCAGGUAUGGAAAGUAUACCUGUAACCCCUGAUCCAGGGGCUCAGCAAAAUGGUACUACAGCUGGCUAUACUCGUUUUGGUACACCCCAAAUAGGUAGUUAUCCCUUGGCUAGUUCUCCAUGGAUGGGCUAUAUGAUGACUACAACUGCUACACAGCCAGCUGCAGCAUUCGAGAAUCAGUAUUUACAAUUGGCUUCUUCACCACAACAUUUGAGCGUUUCGCCAUAUAAAACCGAUCUAGUGAAUACCCUACAGGGUCCAGGAAUGUAUUUGAAUGGUUCGGAGGCCGUAAUGCCAUAUGGAGCUAUGAUGCCACCCAUGGGUCCUUUACAGUAUAUAAGUCCCUCAUAUCCCUAUUAUGCUCCUCCAAUGAUUCCUACCAUACCUAUGACAGAUUCCUCUGACCAGGCAUUGAGUACUGCUGCCUCACCCAAUGGGGCUGCCUAUACACAAUUUUUACAUCCUUUAGCACCCAAGUAGAUGAAUGUUUUUGUUUGUUAAGUUCUAAGUCUAUCCAUAAAUGGAAAGAAACCAAAAUUUAUGUUUGUAACUGAAAAUCGAUGAUGAAUAAGAUAAAGAUAAAGUGGAAGAGGAAAUGGAAGAGAAGAAAUUAAAGAAAUGCAGAAAGAAGAAUGAAACCAAUCAAUGAUGAUGACGACGACGACGAAGAUGAAGAAGAAUGAGAUUUUGAAAAAACGCGCUUUUUAGUAAAACAAAAAUAAAUGAAGAAAAAAGAAAACAAAACAAAAGCCAAACUGGGCUUUUCUUUGGCUUUUUGUCUAAAAUUCAUACACACAUACAAACAUACAACAACACACUCAAUCACUUACAUCAUAAGUAUGCAAACAUCUGGCAACGUUUUAUACGACGAAGAAAAAUAAUCAGCGUAAUAACAAGAAUAAGAAGAAGCAGAAUAAGAGUAAACAAACAUUUAAGAAUAAGUCAAAACAAAAACAUGCUGUAGCUUUGCCUCAAGAAGACAACAACAAACAAAAAAAAAAUUAUGGAAAAAAAUAAAAAAAAAAUAUUUUUUUAUUUCUCUUACAAAGAGACCAGCCAACUCUUUGUUGAGCAAAUUGAGUGUCACACACAGAACCGGAUGCCAGAGCUGGCCAACACAACAUGCAUGUGUCACUGGCUUGGCCUGGCCUGGCCCCUGCGGAAAGGACAUUAUCAUCAUCUCAUCAUCACCAGCAUAUUUUUCGCCGUAGUCAAAUAGAAAUGUUUCUUCGUUUCGUUCUUUCUUUCUUUCUUUGGAAUACCAAGUAAUCUUAAGCUGCACAUUCCAUCGUUUAUUAGGGUCCGGGGGAGUUUGGAGUUGGUGCUGCUGCACCAUCCAACAGCUCCUUGGAAAAAAAAUGUUUUUUUUUAUUUUAAAGUAGUCAUGUGUUUUUGUAAUGUUUUUUUUUUCUAGUUUUAGUAGUUUAUAAUAAUAAAUGAAUUUUUUAUGGUUUUUUCCUCACCUCCUUUGUUUACUGUGUUUCUUAAGCUAUUUUUGUAAAAUUUCCAAAAAACAAAAACAAAAAAAAAUGAUAAGAAAAUCCCAGAAAAUCCAGUAGUUCUUAAAGAAAAUAAAAAAAAAAAACAAAAAAAAAUCGUAGUGGUAAACCAAUGAUAAGCUGAAGCAAAGAAAAUAAUGAAGACGUAAAGCGAAAUAAAAGUUUAUUAAAUGUAAGUGAAAAAAAGAAAAGAAAAACACACACAGAGGAAAAAACAAACCAUAAAUGUGGAUGUAUUAUUUAUUUUGAAUAAACGGAGAAAAUAAAACUUGAAAGGAUAUUUUUAAGUAAAACCCUGGA